AAAAAAUCUACUCUUUCUUCUUCUCCAAUCUCUCUCUCUCUCUCUCCAGUCUCCCUCACCGGCUCCGAUCACCCGGCGGGUGGGCUCGCGGCGGGGCGCACCCCAUCCCCUCCCCCCCAUGGCCUGGCGGCUCGCCCUCUCCAAGGCUGGAAGGCGGUCGUCGAGUGUGGUCUACAAUGAGCUAGUGAGUACAAGUGCUUUCAGGACACCUGCAAAUGGCACCGGCGGAGUUCUCAAGGCGCUGCAAGAGAGGUACCGAUCAAGCUACGUCGGUAGCUUCGCGCGCAGGCUACGAGACUUUGACACGCCAAGUGAUGCCUCCCUUCUUAAAGAGAUCUACAGAAGUAACCCAGAAAGGGUCGUGCAGAUCUUUGAGAGCCAGCCUUCCUUACAUAACAACUCUUCGGCUCUCUCCCAGUAUGUGAAGGCUCUUGUCGCUCUCGACAGGCUGGAUGAAAGCCCGCUGCUUAAGACAUUGCAGAGAGGAAUUGUCAAUUCAGCAAGGGAGGAAGAAGGGUUUAGUGGCAUCCCAGCAUUUCAAAGUGUUGGCCGUACGACGAAAGAUGGGGCUCUUGGUACUGCUGGUGCACCAAUUCACAUGGUUGCAUCAGAGACUGGCCAAUUCAAGGAGCAGCUUUGGCGUACCUUCCGAAGCAUUGCACUCACUUUCCUAGUAAUCUCCGGCAUCGGGGCUCUGAUUGAAGAUAGAGGAAUUAGUAAAGGCCUUGGAUUGCAUGAAGAGGUUCAGCCAAGCUUGGAUUCGAGCACAAAAUUCAGUGAUGUCAAGGGGGUUGAUGAAGCUAAAGCUGAACUCGAGGAAAUAGUUCACUACCUACGAGAUCCCAAGCGUUUCACACGCCUUGGUGGCAAGCUUCCAAAAGGUGUUCUACUUGUCGGCCCACCCGGGACAGGGAAAACCAUGUUGGCAAGGGCUAUCGCUGGGGAAGCUGGCGUUCCUUUCUUCUCCUGCAGCGGCAGUGAGUUUGAGGAGAUGUUUGUGGGUGUCGGGGCAAGAAGAGUGAGGGAUCUAUUCAGUGCAGCAAAGAAACGAUCUCCAUGUAUAAUUUUCAUUGAUGAAAUUGAUGCAAUUGGUGGGAGCAGAAACCCAAAAGAUCAACAGUAUAUGAAGAUGACCUUGAACCAGUUACUUGUUGAGCUGGAUGGCUUUAAGCAGAAUGAUGGGAUCAUUGUAAUUGCAGCAACAAACUUCCCCCAGUCACUAGAUAAAGCCCUUGUUAGGCCUGGGCGUUUUGACCGUCAUAUCGUGGUUCCUAACCCAGAUGUUGAGGGCCGACGGCAGAUCCUGGAGACUCAUAUGUCAAAGGUGUUAAAAGCAGACGAUGUGGAUUUGAUGACCAUUGCCAGGGGAACGCCUGGAUUCUCAGGUGCAGACCUUGCAAACCUGGUGAACGUGGCUGCUCUCAAGGCUGCCAUGGAUGGAGCGAAAUCUGUUUCAAUGACCGACCUCGAGUUUGCCAAGGACAGGAUCAUGAUGGGCAGCGAGCGCAAAUCAGCAGUGAUAUCCGACGAAAGCAGGAAGAUGACUGCAUACCAUGAGGGAGGGCAUGCGCUGGUCGCGAUACACACGGCCGGUGCCCACCCCGUCCACAAGGCCACCAUUGUUCCGAGGGGAAUGGCUCUGGGCAUGGUCACGCAGCUGCCAGAGAAGGACCAGACCAGCGUGUCUAGGAAGCAGAUGCUGGCAAGGCUGGACGUCUGCAUGGGAGGGCGGGUGGCCGAGGAGCUUAUAUUUGGGGAGAGUGAGGUAACGUCGGGCGCGUCGUCCGACCUAAGCCAAGCGACCCGGCUGGCCAAGGCCAUGGUGACCAAGUAUGGCAUGAGCAAGCGCGUGGGCCUUGUGGCCUACAACUAUGACGACGAUGGGAAGACCAUGAGCACGCAGACGCGGGGUCUGGUGGAGCAGGAGGUGAAGGAGCUGCUGGAGACGGCCUACAACAAUGCCAAGACGAUCCUCACGACCCACAACAAGGAGCUGCACGCGCUCGCCAACGCCCUCAUCGAGCGCGAGACCCUCACUGGCGCCCAGAUCAAGAACCUUCUGUCGCAGGUAAACAGCAGCAGUGACACUCAGCAGCCCCAGGCCGCUGAGGUUCCACAGCAAACACCCGCUGCCCCAGCCUCACCCCAGUCUCCAGCAGCAGCGGCUGCGGCCGCCGCCGCAGCUGCAGCACAGCAAGCAGCGGCUCAAGCCAAAGGAGUCGCAGGCAUCGGGUCCUAGCCUCACCGGGCAACAAGAGAACAUCAACCCAGCAAAGUGCCAUUAAUUAGCAUGCUGUUUUUUUAUGGACAACAGGGCAAAUUCUUAGCUGCCGCUGAAGAGAGCAUCUGUACUCUGUAGUAAUUUAGCUAGUCGGGAGUACAAUUUAUAUGUGUUCUUGGCUGUUGGUAUGAUGCAGCCUGAAGAAGAAGAAGAUCCAUCCAUGGCAGGGGAUCCGCUGAGUCAUGUCAAGGAGAUUUUGUACUCUGCAUUAAUUAGACCUCUUAUCAUUUGAUCGUCGUGACGUAUCAUAUGUCGCAAUCUUGGAUAAGUUAUAACGCGCCGGUUAUACUCCAGUUUAGAUGGCCUGCCUUGUUGUUGCUGUGGCAACUUUUUUCGAUGUUAAAAGCUCACCAGGAAUGACAUGGCAUUGUAAGAUCAUCGCCUGGUACUCUGUUGUUUCCUUUCUAUAUAUCUGCACGGAGAUUGAUUCUUGA
Molecule: messenger RNA, 2715 nt
Organism: Triticum aestivum (bread wheat)
Lineage: Eukaryota; Viridiplantae; Streptophyta; Magnoliopsida; Poales; Poaceae
Product: ATP-dependent zinc metalloprotease FTSH 5, mitochondrial
Exons: 7
Coding region: 119-2239 (706 amino acids)
Biological process (GO): proteolysis; protein import into chloroplast stroma
Cellular component (GO): membrane; chloroplast
Molecular function (GO): ATP-dependent peptidase activity; metalloendopeptidase activity; ATP binding
Source: RefSeq, a predicted model, not a curated record